AUGGCCGCCCGAGCGAUGCAAACGGCAGUGCCGGUCGAGGUCCCCGUCAUCAGCAAGGAGAAGGAAGCCCUCAGAGCGCUCCGGUCCGAGGUCUUGCCCGAGGAGGGUUUCCUUAUCCAGUCGCCGUAUACCGAACCGGAGCAUCAGCUGGACUUGAAGACGCUCGACCACGAGAAUGCCAUCCUGGCACAAGCCUUGACGCAACUCAUAGCCGUCCGCGAAGACUAUGCCACUGAGCCGUACACCGAGUCAUUCAAUUGGUCUGAGGUCAUGGGCGAAGUGAGCCGGCUCACCGAGGCUUCCGGAAAGGGCUUCAAGGAGACCUCGUUUUACAUCGUCGCCUUUCUUUCCCAGAUCAAGCCGAGUACCGAGUACAGCCAUCUUGGGGCACUGGACAAGGCCGCUCACGCCGAAGCGGUGGCCAGCGGUGGCUUCCUCAAAUACUGGUUCGGUUCCCCAGACCCGGAGCUGCGCAAUCUCGCGACUUGCAUCUGGAGGUCUCGUCAAGACGCGCUGGAUGGCGGAAGAGGUCCGGCACACCGAAAAGCCGCAGGCUCUACGCGGGCUUUGUAUGCAUCCUGGAAAAUCGAUCAAUACCGUCUCACGAUCCGCGACAACGCCGAUAGCUGGGAAAUCGGUCGGUGGAGCGGCGAAUGA
Molecule: messenger RNA, 657 nt
Organism: Hirsutella rhossiliensis
Lineage: Eukaryota; Fungi; Ascomycota; Sordariomycetes; Hypocreales; Ophiocordycipitaceae
Product: UPF0643 protein
Exons: 2
Coding region: 1-657 (218 amino acids)
Source: RefSeq, a predicted model, not a curated record